Messenger RNA from Gymnodraco acuticeps, 3679 nucleotides. RefSeq lists its product as uncharacterized. The transcript has 10 exons. Bases 172 to 1416 code for a protein of 414 amino acids. NCBI's taxonomy places the organism in Eukaryota, Metazoa, Chordata, Actinopteri, Perciformes, Bathydraconidae. Gene Ontology annotation, molecular function: GTPase activator activity. The record is from RefSeq and is a predicted model, not a curated record. Gene Ontology annotation, biological process: positive regulation of GTPase activity; endoplasmic reticulum to Golgi vesicle-mediated transport. Gene Ontology annotation, cellular component: endoplasmic reticulum membrane.
GCCUGAUUGUCUCGUUAGGUUGAUUCUUUGAGAGACAGCUGUUGAGAGAAACGUUUAACGUAUAGCUAACUUUGGUCAGUGUUUUUACCUGUUCGGAGGUAUCUUUUUUAUUUGUAAAUCGGUCUAUGGCUCAACACAAACUUUGUUAUUAGGUUGUCAGCUUUUAAAGGCAUGAACAGGCUCAAAAAGAAGAAACAAAACGCAGGAGUUGAGGUGAAUGGGAAUGGAUCUGUCACAAGAGAGCCAGAUUGUGGGAGGAAACAGAAGUUAGCUGAGAUCCAUCAGGCUUUGAUCAAUGAUCCAGUGGACAUUGAGACCCUGAGGAGGGCAGCAGGCAGUAAGGGAGGGCUGCUCACCGAUGAACUGAGGAGGAAGGUCUGGCCCAAACUACUGAACAUCAAUGUGUACGAUCUGCCUCAUAAACCUGGUCGAGAUGUGAGGGAAAACCACAAGGACUUUAACCAAGUAGUCCUUGAUGUCAGGAGGUCUAUGAAGCGGUUCCCUAAAGGUAUGCGCGCCUCAGAGAGAGCUGUGCUUCAGGAGCAGAUGAUUGACAUCAUACUGGAGGUUUUGAAACACACCCCCCAGCUCCAUUACUACCAAGGCUACCAUGAUGUGGCGGUCACUCUGCUGCUGGUGGUUGGGGAGCGGAUGACCAUCGCCAUGCUGGACACUCUGUCCAAUCACCAUCUCAGGGAUUUCAUGGAUCCUACCAUGGACAGCACUAAACACAUUUUAAACUACCUGAUGCCUAUAUUGGAACAAGUUGAUACAGAACUACAUGACUUCAUGAUCAGAGCGGAGGUGGGAACCAUCUUCGCCCUGUCCUGGCUCAUCACAUGGUACGGCCACGUGCUGUCAGACUUCAAACACACCAUGAGACUCUACGACUUCUUCCUGGCCUCACACCCUCUGAUGCCCAUCUACCUCGCUGCUACGAUUGUGUUACACAGAGAGAAGGAGGUGAAGAAGACUGAGUGUGACAUGGCCAUGGUCCACCACCUCCUCUCCCGCAUCCCCCAGGACCUCCCAUACGAACUUCUGAUUGGCCAGGCCCAGGACCUGUUCGACCAGUACCCUCCAUCCCUACUGGCCAAGCGCGCAGCACUGCAGCCCCGCAAGAGUCUGUCCAUCAGCACCUUCCAGGCGUUUCAGCUUGCCACCCUCCAUCAGAGGCCCGACUCCGUUCUCAAACGCCUCACCAAGGCCCAGGACUCCAGCACCUCCAGACAAGCCUCUCGAUACUCAGGUCUGGAAGCAGCUUUGCCCCAAGAGCGAGGCCAGCUGUGGGGGAAGGGGAACAGGAUGGUGAAGAUGGCAGUGUGGGGGCUGUCCGCCACGCUCGGGGCCGCCGUGUUCGCUGUGGCUCAAACGGCUAUGGACUGGGGACCCGAGGCGUUACUACAACUGUUCUGAGGUGGCGCUGGGGAUUUAGACCAUUAGACACACAGUGACACAUGUUGACCGCAGACACACAUCUGCUCUUCAGGAGGAUCAACAAUGAACAAUCAAACAUACACAUGCAAAGACGUUUAAGCUCUUUUCUCCUGCUGAGAGGAAACAGGAGAGGUAAGUUAUCCUGGUGCCAAACAGGUUGUUGCUACUCAACCACAAUGAACAUAUGUUGGCCACUAGCAAGCCUUGGGAUGUGUGUGCAUGUGUGUGAGCAGGUGGUUGUGUGAUAUAUGUUUGAGUAUCUCAUACCUCAUGCUGCAUGUGAGCAUGAAUGGAUGACUGAGUUAGCCUACUGCGCACCUUGACCUCUUGGGCCCCUGGGCCAGAGACCUUUUUUUUUUUUAAUCAAUCAAAAGACCAAAAAGAGACGGAAAGCAAUCACUAACAACCAAAAAUACAAUGCAUCACACCUUAAGAGACCAAAAAAAACAACGUUAAUUGACCACAUAAAGACGCAAAACAACCACAAGAACAAGCAACACAACCACAUAGAGACAUAAGACGCUGACACAAAUACACACAACCACUGCUCAUGGUCCUUUCAUGCAUGUGAGACACUAACACUGAAUUGUCGGUGUAACAUGUCUGUGCAUUUGCUGCUUAUUUUGCUGACUAAUUUUUAGAAUUUCAUGCCUGUUUCCUUGCACUUCUGUUGUUGGUGUUUAAGUGCGCUUGUUGGAUCUGCAGCCAUAUCUGAAAAGUGCACAUAGCCAGCACGAUGACACAUGAAUACAAAUUAUUAAAGAGUGGUGUUUUCAGCUGAAAGCUUCCAGUUAUGAGCAAAAAAGGAGAGAGGGAGAGAAAAGGCAAAGAUGGAGGGAGAGAUUGUUCCUGUGAGCCUCUGGUAUUAAUUGCUUUACUGCGGGUGUCAGCAUGUUACAUUUAGAGUAGAGUUUGUCACACAAAACGAGUUGUUGCUGCCUUAAAAUGUGAACAUUACACAAGGUUAGCACGAUGCACUCGAUGCAAGCAGUUGGCCUUUGGUUGUGUUGUUAAGGGGAAGACACAAGUACUUUUACAUUCUUGAAAUAUUUAUCAGGUUUGCAGCAACAUCCACCCUGAGCAGCCUUCAAGAGAACAUCAUAUUUCUCGUGUGCAUUUUAAAGCUACUCUGAUUAUUUUAUGUAGGAAGAAAUUGUGCUUUUUAUUUCAUUAGGUAAAGAAGUUAACAACCUGUAUAGCCCACCCUGUAGAUAUUAUUGGAUUAAACGUAAUCAAUGAGUUUCAGCGCCCGAAAAGUAAACAUUAAUUAAUAAUACAGGCGUUCCAACUGAGGUGCAUACAUAUGUACAGGGCACGGGGGGGGCUCCAAACAGCAAUGCAUGCUCUGUGUCGUCUUAUGUUCUGAAAUAUUUAUCGGCUUUUACUAGCAUGUUGCCUGGUUGCGUCUGUUAACACAACUUCACCGGGGUCUCAACACUCCUCUUUUUCCGACAUCAGAAAUGUUGUGUGCUAUCUUUGUCGGAUUUCAUGUGAAGUUUGCCCUGUUGAUGUAUGUUGCUCUGAAGCACAUUAAUUCAACUGGUGUGUGCUUUGUUGUGUAUGAAAUUACAGAAGAAAGAGAGACAAUCAAAUGUUUAGCCUCAGAGCAAUCUGACAAGGAUAACAGAGCUCAGUAGUUCACAAACCAAUUAAUCUAUCACUCCAUUAAGUAGUCAUUUUAUUCAAAAGUCAAUACAUAAAUCAAUAAACUCAGGUAGUCUGCUGGUCUUUAAGCCAGUUAGGAUUCAGACACCGAGUCAGUCGGCGUGCUGCGUUGCUUGUUGGAAAAGCCUCUGCAUGUUCCCCUCAUCAGUCUGACAAGCUAUGUGAUGUAAAACAUCAUGUGUGCGUGGUCGGAUGAUUAAAUGCAAUAAGUGUGUGCUUGUAGUUUGUGUGUAUGUGUGUGUAAGAGAGAGAGGGAGAGACAUAUUUCAUUUUCUUUGCUGAUUUAAAUUGCUGAGCAUCUUCUGUGUUUCUUUUUAUUGUUUGCUUUCCAAAGUAUCUCAAUAUGAACUAUCAACAGUCUAACUAUUUAUUUUAAGAGCAACAAUCUGAAUGGCUAUUUAUGUAAUGGUUACAUUGGAUUUUAUGAAUGAUUAUUUAAGAUUUAUAUUUUUGGUAUAAAUUAAUUGAUCAUUAUUGUUUGCAAUUUGAGGGUUUAUGUUUUUAAAGUUGAUCCAAUUUGUUUUAAGUAUAAAAUACUGUAUCUGGUCAGUCAUUUAAUAAAUACAUAUUUGCUAUC